UUGGACAUUGAACUCACCAGCAACGUGCAGUCCGUAGCGUGUGUUUGCUGCGCUAGUUCGUCAACAACAUGGAGAAAUAAACUCAUAGCUCAUCUAAUGUUGCUAGCUCGAAUGAAAACAAAUUUAAACAAGCUUGGUUACUUUCUCUUUCGCGUGGGAAGUGAACCGCUGCCAAGAUGGUGAAGGAGCAGUUCAGAGAGACGGACGUGGCCAAGAAAAUAAUGUCGUAGCGGCAGCGCGCAUACAGACUGGGUCAGAAAAGCCACAUUUGCUUCGGCAUGAAAUCAGCUGAUCAAAUGCGUCAGCAGGCCCACAUUCAGGUGGUCAGCAAGAACCUGUACAGCCAGGACACCAAACACUCGCCGCUGCCUUACGGAGUGUUGGACCACCGCAUGGGGACCAGCGAGAAAGACCGACCGUGCUUAACGUGCGGGAAGAAUCUGGCCGACUGUUUGGGACACUACGGCUACCUGGAUCUGGAACUGCCGUGUUUUCACGUCGGCUACUUCAAAGCCAUUAUUGGAAUCUUGCAGAUGAUUUGCAAGACGUGCUCGAGCAUCAUGCUGACCAAAGAAGAGAAGCUCCAGUUCAUGGACAUGCUGAAACGGCCCAACCUGCCGUACCUCCACAAGCGAGGGCUGAAGAAGAAGAUCUCAGACAAAUGCCGCAAAAGAAGCGUUUGUCUCAAUUGUUCGGCGUUCAACGGCACGGUGAAGAAGUGCGGCCUGCUGAAGAUCAUCCACGAGAAGUACAAGAGCAGCAAGAAGGUGGUGGAGCCUUUCGUGUCCGAGUUCCUGCAGUCCUUUGACACGGCCAUCGAGCACAACAAACUCAUGGAGCCGCUUUUGGGGCGGGCGCAGGAGAACCUCAACCCUCUGGUGGUGCUGAACAUCUUCAAGCGCAUCCCCCGAGAGCAUGUGCCGCUGCUGCUGAUGAACCCCGAGGCGGGCAAACCGGCCGACCUCAUCCUCACCCGCCUGCUGGUGCCCCCGCUCUGCAUCCGGCCCUCCGUGGUCAGCGACCUCAAGUCGGGCACCAACGAGGACGACCUCACCAUGAAGCUCACGGAGAUCAUCUUCCUCAACGACGUCAUCAAAAAGCAUCGCAUGAGCGGCGCCAAGACGCAGAUGAUCAUGGAGGACUGGGACUUCCUGCAGCUGCAGUGCGCGCUGUACAUCAACAGCGAGCUGUCCGGCAUCCCGCUCAACAUGGCGCCCAAGAAGUGGACCAGAGGCUUCGUGCAGAGACUCAAGGGCAAGCAAGGUCGAUUCCGAGGCAAUCUGUCGGGCAAGAGAGUGGACUUUUCGGGCAGAACCGUCAUCUCCCCCGACCCGAACCUGAGGAUCGACGAAGUGGCCGUACCCGUGCACGUGGCCAAAAUCCUGACCUAUCCGGAGAGAGUGAACAAAGCCAACCUGGAGCUCAUGAGGAAACUGGUCCGCAACGGCCCGGACGUUCACCCCGGCGCCAACUUCAUCGAAAAUCGACGCAACCAAAUGAAAAGGUUCUUGAAAUACGGCAACCGAGAGAAGAUUGCGCAGGAGCUGCGCUUCGGCGACGUGGUGGAGAGGCACAUGAUCGACGGAGACAUCGUCCUGUUCAAUCGACAGCCCUCGCUGCACAAACUCAGCAUCAUGGCUCACAUUGCCCGAGUGAAGCCUCACCGGACUUUCCGCUUCAACGAGUGCGUGUGCACGCCGUACAAUGCCGACUUUGACGGCGACGAGAUGAACCUCCACCUGCCUCAGACCGAGGAGGCCAAAGCUGAGGCUCUGGUGCUCAUGGGGACAAAAGCUAAUCUCGUCACGCCAAGAAAUGGCGAGCCGCUGAUCGCUGCUAUUCAGGACUUCCUGACGGCCGGCUACCUCCUGACGCUGAAGGACACCUUCUUUGACCGAUCCAAAGCCUGUCAGAUUGUGGCGUCCAUCCUCGUGGGCAAGGACGAAAAAGUCAGGAUCGCGCUGCCCCGCCCGGCUAUAAUGAAGCCCAUGGCUCUGUGGACAGGCAAGCAAAUAUUCAGCCUCAUCCUGAAGCCGAGCAAAGAUUGUCCCGUCAAGGCCAACCUGCGGACCAAGGGCAAGCAGUACUCUGGCAAAGGCGAGGACUUGUGCCACAACGACUCAUUCGUGGUAAUCCACAACAGCGAGCUGAUGUGCGGAAGCAUGGACAAGAGCACCUUGGGCUCAGGCUCCAAGAACAACAUCUUCUACAUCCUGCUGAGAGACUGGGGACAGCUGGAGGCGGCCAACGCCAUGUCCCGCCUCGCGCGACUCGCCCCCGUGUAUCUGUCUAACCGAGGCUUUUCCAUCGGCAUCGGGGACGUGACGCCCGGCCAGGGUCUGCUGAAGGCCAAGCAGGACCUGCUGGACGACGGCUACCGCAAAUGUGACGAGUACAUCGAAGCCCUGCGGACGGGCAAGCUGCAGCAGCAGCCCGGCUGCUCGGCCGAGGAGACCCUGGAGGCCCUCAUCCUGCGUGAGCUGUCGGUCAUCAGAGACCGAGCUGGCAGCGCCUGCCUCAGGGAACUGGACAAGAGCAACAGUCCUCUGAUCAUGGCUCUCUGCGGCUCGAAAGGAUCUUUUAUUAACAUCUCUCAGAUGAUUGCAUGCGUGGGCCAGCAGGCCAUAAGUGGAUCUCGAGUACCUGAUGGUUUUGAAAAUCGCUCCCUGCCUCACUUUGAAAAGCACUCCAAAUUGCCCGCUGCGAAAGGCUUCGUGGCCGACAGCUUCUACUCUGGCCUGACGCCCACGGAGUUCUUCUUCCACACAAUGGCUGGCCGCGAGGGCCUGGUAGACACCGCCGUGAAAACCGCAGAGACGGGCUACAUGCAGCGGCGUUUGGUGAAGUCCCUGGAGGAUCUGUGCUCCCAGUACGACCUCACGGUGCGAAGCUCCACCGGCGACAUCAUCCAGUUCAUCUACGGCGGAGACGGCCUGGACCCCGCCGACAUGGAGGGCAAGGACGAACCGCUGGAGUUCAAGAGGGUCCUGGACAACAUUCGGGCGGUCCACGCGUGUCCAGACGAGCCCACGCUCAGCCAGGGCGAGCUGGUUCUCACGUCAGAAGCCAUCAUGAAGCAAGGUGACUUUGUGUGCUGCCGAGACAGCUUCCUGGAGGAAAUCCAAAAAUUCGUCAAGGGCAUCUCGGAGAGGAUCAAGAAGACCAGAGACAAGUAUGGCAUCAACGACAACGGCACCAGCGAGCCAAAGGUCCUCUACCAGCUGGACCGCAUAACCCCCACGCAGCUCAAGAGGUUUCUGGAAACAUGCAGGGACAAAUACAUGAGAGCGCAGAUGGAGCCGGGCUCGGCGGUGGGGGCCCUGUGCGCCCAGAGCAUCGGAGAGCCCGGCACGCAGAUGACCCUCAAGACCUUCCACUUCGCCGGCGUGGCUUCCAUGAACAUCACUCUCGGCGUGCCUCGCAUCAAGGAGAUCAUCAACGCCUCCAAGAACAUCAGGUCAGAUGUUCAACCGCGUUGUUCGAGCGAGGUGAAAGGUUGCCACGUAGAUUUUAAGACGACGCUUCGUAUCAUGGUAUUUGGAUUUCGAUGCUCACCGCUCAGCACGCCGAUCAUCACCGCGCAUUUGGACGUGGAGGACGACGCCGACUUUGCCCGGCUGGUGAAGGGCAGGAUUGAGAAAACGCUCCUGGGCGAGAUUUCCGAAUACAUCGAGGAGGUUUUUCUACCCGAUGACUGUUUCAUCUUGGUCAAAUUGUCCCUGGAGCGAAUAAGGCUUCUGCGACUGGAGGUGAACGCCGAGACUGUGCGUUACUCCAUCUGCAUGUCGAAGCUGCGCGUGAAGCCGGGAGACGUCGCCGUGCACGGCGAGGCGGUGGUGUGCGUGUCGCCGCGGGAAAGCAGCAAAAGCUCCAUGUACUACGUCAUGCAGUCGCUGAAGGCGGAGCUGCCGAAGGUGGUGGUCCAAGGUAUACCCGAGGUCACCCGCGCCGUCAUCCACAUCGACGAGCAGAGCGGCAAGAACAAGUACAAGUUGCUGGUGGAGGGCGACAACCUGCGUGCUGUCAUGGCGACCCACGGCGUGAACGGAAGCAGGACCACUUCCAACAACACUUACGAGGUGGAGAAGACGCUGGGCAUCGAGGCGGCCAGGUCGACGAUCGUCAACGAGAUCCAGUACACCAUGACCAACCACGGGAUGAGCAUCGACCGGCGCCACGUCAUGCUCCUCGCCGACCUCAUGUCCUACAAGGGAGAGAUACUCGGAAUCACCAGGUUCGGCUUGGCCAAAAUGAAGGAGAGCGUCCUCAUGCUGGCGUCCUUCGAGAAAACGGCCGACCACCUCUUCGACGCCGCCUACUUCGGCCAGAAGGACUCGGUCUGCGGCGUGUCCGAGUGCAUCAUCAUGGGCAUUCCGAUGAACAUCGGCACAGGCCUGUUUAAACUGCUGCACAAGGCGGACCGGGACCCGGCCCUGGCCGGGAGGCCCCUGCUGUUCGACAACGCCGACUUUCACGUACCGCUCGUCACGUAACGGUGAGGACAUGAAGUUUCUGAUUUCCUUCGAGAGUCUUGGACAUGGAAGAGAGAAUUGCUUUUGUGAGUUGAUCUAUUUAUAUAAGAGUGUAUAGGGAGGAUUUCGUCUUCUCUUUUUUUUUUGUAACUUGAGGACCCCCUCAAUGCGUGGGCAAUACAAAAAUGCCUCUCAAGGUUUCUGUCUCUGUCCAGGGGAACCUCCAAAGUGGCACAAUGUGGAGUUGAACCACUCAAAAGUCAAACCCAAAUCUCAAUGGCAAUUCAGCCGAGUCCAUCCUGUGACGUCCCUGCGACCAGGACGUCUGGCUGCUCAGUCCAAUUUGAGCAAUGCAAUUCAAUUAAGGCCUUAUGAAGUCCAUCAAUACUCUCUUUGACUUAUUUACAUUUAUUCUAUGGUUGUUUACUUCCAUUUAUACUUGGAUGACAGUUAAGAAUGUUCAAAUAGGAAAUCGACCAUGUUUCCUCAGGCAAAAUUUGUUUUCAGGGCUUCCACUGUGUAUUCACGUGUAAUGUAAAUGAAUAAAGCGCUGUGAGAAACACA
Molecule: messenger RNA, 5036 nt
Organism: Phyllopteryx taeniolatus (common seadragon)
Lineage: Eukaryota; Metazoa; Chordata; Actinopteri; Syngnathiformes; Syngnathidae
Gene: polr3a
Product: polymerase (RNA) III (DNA directed) polypeptide A
Exons: 31
Coding region: 279-4493 (1404 amino acids)
Biological process (GO): DNA-templated transcription
Molecular function (GO): DNA binding; DNA-directed RNA polymerase activity
Source: RefSeq, a predicted model, not a curated record